UAGCUUUUUAUGCAUAAUAUAAGUCAACAUGAUGAUUUUCCUUUUGAUUUUCAUGACGGCCAAGGUGAACGGACGUAGUGACGCCCACUUCAGUUGUUUAAAAUUGUGUUCAUAGUGGUAGUGGUGGUGAAGUUGUGACUUUCUUUAAUUGUUGACUACGUGUGUAGUAUAUCAAGAUGAAGCUCACUUUAAAUCUUUAAUGACAAUCUAAUUAACACUGACAUUAUGAGAAAGAUUACAAAUUCAAUAUUAAUUAAUAGGCAAUACUUUCACACUUGUGACAAAUAUAGCCAAUUCCGUCCAUUUUGUUAAACGAUGUCAGUUGACGAUAUGACUGUACUAACGAAAGAAGUUGAGUUGGCGAUGGAUUUACCCCACCGACGGACGUUGAUUAUAAAGAAAAAAUAAACAAAAAUUAGAAAAAAGAAAGCGCUACACCCUUCCCUUUUUCCCUUCCCCGCCGCUACUCCUCGUCCAGCAACAACAUCGACGAAGAUAGCUCCAUCCGGCGCUAAAGGCGGUGAUGGAGAAGAACGGUGGAGGGGAUGACUCUUCCUCCGCCAACGCCAAGAGGAGGCAACAGAUCUGGAUCCAGAUUUCCCCUCAUUUCAUCGGUCGAUCGAUGGGUAGCGACGAAAAGGCCCACCGCCACAGCAGAUACCAAGGUGCUUGUAGAGACAAGAGACCCACUACCGCCGGACCCAUUUCGAAGUCGCCGCCUCCAGUCGUGGUUGCCGAGAUAGUGCAACCUGGAUCUCAUCGUCGCCGCUUCUCCAGAUCUUCAUCGCACCCGCCAGCUCCUGCCCUUGCCUCUCAUCAACAUCAAUUCUGAAAUCGCGCCUCUCGUCAACAUCAAUUCGAAAAUGGCAGAACAAUUUCCCACCCUUGCUUACGGUUUCUCCACCACCAUCGGGAUCCCCUGCCCUUGUCGCCGUCGUCUCUCCCAAUCUCCGAUGUUUCUCUAGAUUGGCCGGUGGUUAUAAAUCUCCAGAUCUCAAUCGCCACCCACCAGUAACGUCGUCCCAACUGAUUCUUCAUGCCAUCGUCCAAGUCACCGAGAUCCAUCUCCCGCCCUCCCCUGCCUUCAUUGAGUAGAUUGUGGCCGCUGCUGUCACUUGAUAAGAUUCGUGGUGGGUCGUGGGAGGAAGGUAAGGGGAAGGUGUUUUUAUGAUUAAAUAUUUUUAAGUAAAUAUCUUUAUGUAAUCUACGUGUCAUUUGAUGCUGAUUUGUCGAUGACGUGUGCGCUGAUUUAGUGUCAUAGUCAGCAUAACGCUAAUAGAACUUACGGUGUUGC
Messenger RNA from Linum trigynum, 1294 nucleotides. The record is from the annotation of a GenBank genome assembly. Lineage: Eukaryota; Viridiplantae; Streptophyta; Magnoliopsida; Malpighiales; Linaceae.